Molecule: messenger RNA, 1194 nt
Organism: Enterobius vermicularis (human pinworm)
Lineage: Eukaryota; Metazoa; Nematoda; Chromadorea; Rhabditida; Oxyuridae
Source: the annotation of a GenBank genome assembly
AUGGAUAUUAAGCCAGUAUUGUCGUGCCCCGAGAUCGAAGUCGGAGGGAAUUAUUUUGUUAAGCAAAAGACAAAUGACUUCCGCCCAGCUGUUGUUCUUGAGAACCGAAUUAAUUCUGUUACUGGAGUUCUUGAAUGCUAUGUUCAUUACGAAUCUACUGAUCAUCGUUUGGAUGAGUGGGUUAACGCUGAUUGCGUUGAAUCGCGUUCUGCAACUGAACCAUCCACAUCGGUAAAUUUUUAUUUAAUUAUCCUUAGAUUAGGGCUACUUUUACUUGAAAGCGUUGCUUCGUCUGGUAUAUUCUCCUUUUACUUCCAGGGCUCGAAAGUGAAGCGAAUAGAAAAAAUAAUAUAUGGAGAUUAUUUAAUUCACACCUGGUAUCAUUCUCCAUAUCCUAAAGAGUACGAAGAUUGUACAAUUCUUUAUGUCUGCGAUCACUGCCUGAAGUAUAUGAUGUACGACUAUACAUACGUGAAACACCGCCGUGACUGCAGACGUAUACAUCCUCCAGGCAAAGAAAUUUAUCGUGAUGGGUCCUUCGUUUUAUACGAGGUUCACGGAAACCAUGCACGAGCUAAGGUUCCCCCUACACCUUACUGUCAGUGCUUAUGUUAUUUGGCGAAGCUUUUUAUCGACCAAAAGACCAUAUUUUGCGACCUCGAUAGCUUUAUGUUCUACGUGCUGUGCGAAGACCAAAAGUCAUCUAUGGUAGGAUAUUUUUCAAAAGAAACGGGGAAUAUCGAUGAUUAUAAUUUAGCUUGCAUAUGUAUUUUGCCUCCUUUCCAAAGAACUGGUUACGGAAAACUGCUAAUUCAAUUCAGUUAUGAGCUAUCGAGACGCGAGGGCAUUGUGGGUUCUCCUGAAAAGCCUCUUAGUGACCUUGGGAAGUACAGUUAUCAGUCAUAUUGGUCUUGGGCUCUAUUAGAGGUUUUGAAAAGAACUAAGAAGAUCACUUUAGAAGAGUUAAGCAAGACGACUGGUAUCCAUGAAGAUGAUAUUGUUGCCUGUCUGACAGACUUGCAUAUGACAAAGUAUUGGAAGGGAACUCCUUGGCUUCGUAUUACAAAAACGGCGGUUGAGAAAUGUUAUCGUAAUGGAGUGGUCAAGAAACCGCGAAUAGUGUUGAAGCCUAAUUUACUACACUGGAAGGCACCGCAGUUUUUAUUUAGCUCUAGAACCCUUGAUUUGCUUUAG